Molecule: messenger RNA, 766 nt
Organism: Cylicocyclus nassatus
Lineage: Eukaryota; Metazoa; Nematoda; Chromadorea; Rhabditida; Strongylidae
Source: the annotation of a GenBank genome assembly
AUGGCGAACGCUGAAGUGGAAUGCAUCGUGAGAGAUACUCGGGAGCUGAUGUUUCAGAUCGGAAGCGGUGAAAGGCGUGUUGAUGAAAUGAUACGACGCGUGAAUGCUGUUAAUGAAAAGAUGGCUUGCAUGAAAGAAUACCAAAACAUCAUAAGUAAUAUCAACACAUUCACCGUUAACGGGUCUCGAAGAGCAGUCCUUCUGGAAGAAUUGCAAAGAGAGAAUAGGCAAAUUCUUGCGUAUCAUGAGGAAAAUCGAAACCUUCGCGAAGCCAUCAACGAAUCCAUGGAGACUUUGAGGACAGUUAUGACUAGACAUCGCAAUGUCAUGGCAAGGCUGAACAGGCUCAACAAGCAACCGUCGUUCAAAGAUGUUACAAAAUUAUUCCCGGAAAAAAUGGACGACACGGCUGAGGACAAAGAGCGUUUUAGAAAACUUGUCGGUGAUCUAUCCAAUUUCAUGAAAGGUUGUGAAGAUUCCACUUCUGCUGAUGUACAGAAAUUGUCCCAGCUUUUGCAAGAAAAUCAAGUUUUGCGCGAGAUGCUGUCGACAGCAGCCAUUUCUACUCCUGGCAUCAAACAAACAUUUGCAAAAGCAUUGGUUAAGUGGAAAGCAAUAAAGCAGGCUAGGUUAGCUAACGGUGUCCCAUCUGGUUCCGACAAUGACAGCGGAGACGAGUUGAAUAAAACAAUGUUUGAGGUACCCGUAGAACGAAAGGACUGAGAACUUUCCAUGUAUAUACAUAUGAAUUAUAUAACCAUCAUCA